AUGAAGUUCAACCCCAUGGCUGCGGCCGCUACAGCGGCCAUGCUUUCUGGCGUUGCCCUAGCCGAAGAGGCUGACGCCUCCGUCGACAUUGAGCUACCUAAGUUCACCCCCACAUCCGUCAAGGCCGAUUUUCUCGAGCAGUUCACCGACGAUUGGGAAUCGCGCUGGAAGGUGUCCAGCGCCAAGAAGGACACCGCUGGCGACGAGGAAGAAUGGGCGUACGUAGGCGAAUGGGCGGUCGAGGAACCCGUCAAGUACAAGGGCAUCGAUGGCGAUAAAGGUCUUGUCGUCAAGAACCCCGCUGCUCACCACGCCAUCUCGGCCAAAUUCCCCAAGGCCAUCGACAACAAGGACAAGACGCUUGUCGUCCAGUACGAGGUCAAGCUUCAGAAUGGACUCGAGUGUGGCGGUGCAUACAUGAAGCUCCUGCGCGACAACAAGGCGCUCCACCAGGAGGAGUUUGCCAACACGACGCCGUACGUGAUUAUGUUUGGUCCCGAUAAGUGUGGUCACACCAACAAGGUGCACUUCAUCUUCAACCACAAGAACCCCAAGACGGGCGAGUACGAGGAGAAGCACCUCAAGUCGCCGCCCACGGCCAAGAUUGUCAAGAGCACCGAGCUCUACACCCUCAUUGUCAACCCCGACAACACCUACGCUAUCCGCCAGAAUGGCAACGAGGUCAAGACUGGUUCUCUCCUAGAGGACUUCCAGCCCGCCGUCAACCCGCCCGAGGAGAUUGACGACCCCAACGAUACCAAGCCCGAGGACUGGGUUGACCAGGCCCGCAUCCCCGACCCCGAGGCCACCAAGCCUGAGGACUGGGACGAGGACGCUCCCUUUGAGAUCCCCGAUGAGGCGGCCGAGCAGCCCGCCGACUGGCUGGUCGAUGAGCCUCGCGUCGUCCCUGAUCCGGAUGCCGUGAAGCCCGCGGACUGGGACGACGAUGAGGACGGCGACUGGAUUCCCCCCACCGUGCCCAACCCCAAGUGCGCCGAGGCCUCCGGCUGCGGCCCUUGGGAGAGGCCGAUGGUGAAGAACCCCGCGUACAAGGGCAAGUGGACGGCGCCCUAUGUCGACAACCCCGCGUACAAGGGUGUCUGGGCGCCUCGCAAGAUCAAGAACCCCGACUACUUCAACGACAAGACGCCCGCCAACUUUGAGCCCAUGGGCGCCAUUGGCUUUGAGAUCUGGACCAUGCAGAGCGAUAUCCUUUUUGACAACAUCUACAUUGGUCACUCGAUUGAGGAGGCCGAGAAGUUCGCCGACGAGACCUUCCACGUCAAGCAUCCCGUUGAGAAGAGCCUCCUUGACGCCGAGAAGCCCAAGAAAGAGGACAAGCCCAAGUCGCCUCUCGACCUCAACUUCCUCGACGACCCUGUCCUCUACGUUCAGGAGAAGCUCGACCUUUUCAUGACCAUUGCCCAGAAGGACCCCAUUGAGGCCGUCAAGUUUGUCCCCGAAGUCGCCGCUGGUCUUGGCGCGGUCGUUGUGACCCUCCUCGGCCUCGUUGCCGUCAUUGUGAGCGCCAUGACUGCCUCUCCUGCCGCCCAACAGACGGCCGCCAAGGCCAAGGAGCAGGCGAAGGAUGUCAAGAACAAAACGGCCGAGGCUACCGCCACCGGCGCUGAGAAGGUCAAGGGCGAGGUCAACAAGCGCACCACCCGCAGCCAGUCAUAG
Emericellopsis cladophorae is the source of this 1680-nucleotide messenger RNA. RefSeq names its product Calnexin-like protein. NCBI's taxonomy places the organism in Eukaryota, Fungi, Ascomycota, Sordariomycetes, Hypocreales, Bionectriaceae. Bases 1 to 1680 code for a protein of 559 amino acids. Gene Ontology annotation, biological process: protein folding. Gene Ontology annotation, molecular function: calcium ion binding. Gene Ontology annotation, cellular component: endoplasmic reticulum membrane; endoplasmic reticulum. The transcript is spliced from 3 exons. The record is from RefSeq and is a predicted model, not a curated record.